AUGUCCAUAAUUAUACGAACAGAUGUUACUGCGGUCAAACUUUGCGAGAACUAUGUGUUUGCGGGCAUUGGAAGUACCGCACAUAUAUUUGAUAAAGAAUCUACAAAGUUGAUAUACAAAAUUCAUGCAUUACGUGGACAAAAAAUAUACGGUUUUGUGUCGGCAAAAUGUGAAGGUAAAAUUGUGGUUUUUGGAGGAAAGCAGUUCACUGUGAUAGCUUCGAGAACAGAUGAAGAAUCUACUGUGUUUGAGCGUUUAUUUGAGCCAGUAACUUGUGAUGAUUGGCUCCAUUCUGCAGUUUGGAUUAAUGAUAAUAUUGUAGCCUUGCUCACAGCACAUAAUGUUGUUCAGAAAUGGUCGACCAGAAGCCCAUUCCUAAUCUCUGAGUCGCACAGCGAAGACAACUCCAUCUUAUACAGCGGCUUGCUGGUGCGUCUUCAAGAUGCUGAUGACAUACUGGUUCUGGCUGGCACAGUAUACUCUGAAGUCAUUGUCCAUCGGCUUGGCGGAAAAGCAUUACAUCAUCUGAGGGGACACAGGGGAGUAAUAUUCUCAAUUUCCUACAGUCAGCAGAAGGAACUCAUAGUAACAACAUCAGAUGACAGAUCUGUAAGAAUAUGGCACAUAACAAACAAGUUCAAUUACACAAAGAACUCAAAAAUGUAUUGGGACAAUGCAGAAGUUGUCUGCUUAAAUGAUAUCUAUGGACACAGUGCCAGAGUUAUGAGAAAUUGCAUUACUGAACAUUUAAUUGUUUCUGUUGGUGAAGAUUCAGCUAUUUGUUAUUGGGAUCUUAAGGGUAACUUAGUGAGAAAGGUAAUAACACAUCAGAAUGGUUGUAUCUGGUCUGUAGACGCUGAUAACGAAAAUUUAGUGACUGGUGGUGGUGACGGCGGCAUCAUCAUACAUCCACUGAGUGUAUCUUCAUAUUCUGACCAGAAUGAAAUCUUAAAUAUUGGUGUAGUGAUCCCAAAGAAGAUUUAUUUCACUGCUAGAAGGAAUAUUGUCGUUCUAAAUGAAGCCAAUGAAUUGAUUUACUAUGAUUUUAUUACAAAAUCUAAAAUGAUAUAUAAAUUAAAUCAUGAAUCAACUUAUAAAAUGCUUAGUAUGUCAUCUUGCAAACAAGUUAUUGCUGUAGCUGAUAUGAAUGGGAAACUAGAUGUUUUUAUUGAAAAUUGUAAAGAUUCUGCUUAUCUUCAAAAUGUUAUUAAUACGGAACUUGAAAUUGGGAAAAUUCUAUCAGUGCACUGGUCUGGCAAUAGACAUUUAGUAAUUUCUACUGAAAAUGGUACUAUUACAGUCCUUGCUUCUAAGGAUAAUAAAACUGAAGCAAUUGCUAAUUUUGUUAUACCAACUUGCAAAGAAAAGUGGCUUACUGCAGCUGCUAUAGACCUUGUGCAAAAUGUGUUUGUAGUUGGUGAUAGAUGUGGUAAUAUACAUGUUUAUUAUAAAGGCCAAAAAAAUCCAAUCAAAACAUUUCGCAGUGUUCAUGGGAGAUAUGGCCCUACCAGCAUAAAUAUCAAAGAAAACGAAAUAAUAUCAACCGGUAGAGAUGGCACAAUUAAACAAUUUUACAUCAGUAAAGAUUUAUCUGAAGUCAAAUAUAUGAAUUGUAGAGAAUUGGAAUUUAAGUGGCUUGAAAAGUUUUUGGACAAAAAUGAAAAUAUAAUUUGUGGAUUUCAAGAGAAAGUAUUUGUUGUUUACGAUAUUAAAUCAAAUUCGAAACUUUUGGAGGUCCCAUGUGGGGGUGGACAUAGAUCUUGGGAUGCUGUUCGUUAUAUUGAAAAAAAUAACGGCAAAUAUGAAGAAGUUAUAAAACUUAUCUAUCUUCAAAAUAAAGACAUUCAUUUAUGUACAUUUGAAAUGAGCAAACUUGUAUCAAGAAACAUAGUAAAUGGAUCACAUGCUAAACAAAUUAAUUGCUUGAAAAGUUACAAGCCUGAUUUAGAUCAAAGUAGUACAUUUUACAUUUCUGGAGGUGAAGACACAACUUUGAGAAUAUCAAGCCUGAAUACUCAAAUGGAAUUCAAAGACGAAAUUGUAUUUAAACAAUUGUCAAGUAUAAGAACACUAAAAGUGUAUCAACUGGAAGACAAUAAAGUACUUGUCAUAUCUGCAGGAGGCAGAGCACAAAUUUGUGUAAAAACAAUAACAUACGAAAGAAAAGGUGAAGUUAAACCUAGAGCAGAAAUAAUAAUAGACUAUCUAUUAAAAGGUUUGGAUAAAGAGAGAACAGUCAAUCAAAACUGGAGGAACAGUUCUGUAGAUUUUGACCCUGAAACAAGAAUUAUGGACAUUGAUUUGAUGAAGUUGAAUGACAGAGCAUUUUUGUUUUUUGCUGGUUGUUCAGAUGCUUACCUUAGAGUAUUUCUGCUCACGCUUGAAUCAAAAACUGAAUUCAAAUCAAUCACUGAACUGAAACAUAAAACAUGUAUUCUCAAAACAAAUUUUAUCAAAUUUAAUAACAAAUCCUUCGUAGUAACUUGUACAACUAGAGGAGAAAUAAUAUUUUGGGAUAUCACAAUUACUCCAGACAUUGCAAACUUAGAAAUUAAAGCCAUUUUUACGACAACAUCAAAUAAAUCUGGCAUUAACAGUUUUGAUUCGCAAUUAUUAUCUGAAAGCCAUAUUCUAAUAGCUACAGGUGGUGAUGACAAUUCAAUACAUUUAAUUGUUCUUCAAGCGACUAUACAAGACAAUAUGGGAAAUAUAACAGAAAUUAAUGUCCUACAUACAUGGAAUACAGAUAAAUAUCACUGUUCCCAAAUAACAGGUUUACUUUUGUUAGAUGAUAUAUUGGUAACUGCAGGUAUAGAUCAAAGAGUGACUAUUUGUAAAUGGCGGGUGAAUGAUGGAGGGAUAUUUUGUGAAUUUUUAUCACAAGCAUAUAGUGAUGUUGCUGAUAUACAGGGAAUGGAUCUUAUUAAGAAUGAUCUCGAUACAGUGACAGUGUCCGUUUUCGGUAACGGUUUCGAGGUCAUCACAUUAGAAAAGGACAGUGCAAGAUAGAUGACCGUGGAGGGCAGGUGUCGGAUGGAGCAUACGAAAGGAUUGAUCAUAAGGUGGGUCUUGUUUUUAUUUAUGUAUAAUAACACCAACACCUCGUAGCUUUUAAUUUGAUUAGGGUUACCAUUCCGAAAUUUGAAUAGUCCGGAAUCAAAAGCAGGACAUUUGCU
Molecule: messenger RNA, 3176 nt
Organism: Hyposmocoma kahamanoa
Lineage: Eukaryota; Metazoa; Arthropoda; Insecta; Lepidoptera; Cosmopterigidae
Product: WD repeat-containing protein 6
Exons: 5
Coding region: 1-3009 (1002 amino acids)
Biological process (GO): tRNA methylation
Cellular component (GO): cytoplasm
Molecular function (GO): protein binding
Source: RefSeq, a predicted model, not a curated record